Molecule: messenger RNA, 798 nt
Organism: Ipomoea triloba (trilobed morning glory)
Lineage: Eukaryota; Viridiplantae; Streptophyta; Magnoliopsida; Solanales; Convolvulaceae
Exons: 2
Coding region: 1-798 (265 amino acids)
Molecular function (GO): nucleic acid binding
Source: RefSeq, a predicted model, not a curated record
AUGCCACAGAAUUACAUAUUGGCAUGUGAGAUUUUUGAUAUAUGGGGAUUAGAUUUUGCAGGACCUUUCCCGGACUCUAAAGGCUUCAAAUACAUCCUCAUCGCAGUUGAUUAUGUAUCAAAACUACUUCAAAAGCAAGGCAUACAACAUCAGGGAGGAGUUCCAUAUCACUCACAAACUACCAGGCAAGUGGAGAAUGCAAAUAGAGACAUCAAGGCUAUAUUGGAAAAGACAGUCGCUAGGCAUAGGAAGGAUUGGGUUGACAAGCUUAACGACGUUUUAUGGGCUUUUCGAACUACGUACAAGACACCGAUAGGGACUACUCCAUACAGACUUGUGUGUGGCAAAGCAAGCCACCUUCAGGUAGAAAUCGAACAUAAAGCGUACUGGGCCAUUAAAAAGCUUAAUGAAGAUUUAACCAUGGUUGGACAAGAGAGGAUGUUUCAACUAAAUGAGUUGGAAGAAUGGCGUUUGCUUGCUUAUGAGACAUCCAGAUCUUACAAAGAACGAUCAAAGUUUUAUCAUGACAUGCACAUCAAGAAGAACAAAGAAUUCAACGAAGGGGACAAGGUGUUGCUAUUCAAUUCCAGAUUAAGACUAUUCCCUGGCAAACUUAAAUCCAAAUGGACCGGGCCAUAUGUUGUUACAAAAGUCUUUCCUUAUGGUACCUUGGAAAUUAUGCAUCCCGAGAAAGGAAGUUUCAAAGUGAAUGGACAUCAAGUGAAGAAGUACUAUGGAAUGGAAAACAUACAAGGAGUAGUCCAAUGUUGCAGGUUGGAACCUUGGGAUGCUGAGUAA